AUGUUGGAGCAGUUGCCUCAUCAUCUCACUGCUCUAUCAACGCAAGGCAUCACCAAAGUCACCGGUAAGGGCAAUCACCGCCUGCCACCUCCGAAUACGUCACUUUUGGAGAAGUCCAUCUUUGGCGUCAGUACAAGAUUGGGGAAUCUUGUCAACCAAAUUGACUCAAUGAAUCAGGAGCUAGCACAAAUGUCCCAAAGCUACAAAACAGCUAUCACUUUGCGAAGAGGUCUGUCUCUAUGGGUGAGGGAGACUUCGGACCUUGUUGAAGCCAUAGAAAAGAGAAUCAAGAGCGGAUCUCAUAGGAAUCUCGCCUCCAGUACUGCUGCAAAGAAUCUGGAGCGCGCUUCAGCCGAAUCCGUGCAUUGUAAAGCCAGAAUGAAGGAGCUUAAUCAGACCUACGAACUUUUAACUCGCUUACUUGAGGACUCCUCAGCUAGAGGCGAUGCCUACAAACGUACAGUCAGUUGUCUUCCCUUUGCCGCCAUAGAAACCGCCAACACACGGUUUGUUGGACCACCUGGCAUUGGAAUAAUAGAUCUUGUUGCCCUGGAAUCUACUGUGGCCAGUCUUAACACACAAUUUCAAGCAUUAGAAAGCAAAAUUGUUAAUAAUCUGACGGUUAUAAGAAAUGCGAUCCAUGAGACGGAGGAAAAUCGAAGUGUCUAUAAUGCACCCUCCUCUCACCGGUCGUCAGAAAGCAUGCGUUCUCUCUUCUUACCUUAUUCUGCCAAUGGUUUGGAAAGCAAAGACGUAGGUGACUACUUUGUAACCGGUGGAUCUCGUCGUCGUAGACGACGAAAGGUUUCCCCUUCAGUUUCUCUAGAGGAGAGCCAAAUGAAGCGCAAACCUCUGAAACGCAAGCUCACACGAUACUGUGUAGUUUCUGGCUUCUAUCUCAUCUCACCAAAGCAAUCUCUUCGUGUGGAGACAGCCAUCACACGAGCGAUGCUUCGCGAGGGUCGUGUGAAUGUCGACCACAACCUCGUCUAUGACUCAGACUCCGGGGCAAUGAUUACGGUUGGAGAAGCGUUGGAAAAGAGCGUUAUAGUUGGUCUUAUAUUCACGAAAUCCACAGUUAAGCAAACCGGUGAGACGACCUACUGGCUUGAGAUUUUUCACAAAAGGCAUGACGUCUAUCUCGUGGAAGGAAUUUACGAUGUCAACGCAAAAGCAUUGAUUCCAGUGGAAGAAGCACUGACUUCAAAUCUUUUUGACCCAGUCUGUGGGCUUUAUCUUCACACGGGAACAAGGGAGACCAUCACUCUUGAGGACGCGCAUCAGCAAGGCUUGAUUCGAGUCGUUCCACAGCUCCGUCCUCCUUGUGACGAUCUUGCUAUUCGACCUUUCGAUUCCAUCUACUAUCGUACAGUAGAAGGUGAUUUCGCUCUUCGAUCUUUGACUGUUACCUUCAAGCAAAAAGAAGACCUGUUUAUUAAAAAGGAAGAGGUCGCCAAAUCUGACCAGAAGAGUGUCAUGGCCAACAGCUCAAAACUGCCUCUCGACUUACAUCUUCUGGGUAAUCUUGUGCCCGUCACAAUGACCGACGGAACAGCAAUUUCGGCAAUCAAAUUGCCUCUGAUACGGCGUCUAGCAGCACAAAAUAUUCCUACCAUUGAAGUAACCCGUCAUGAACCCCAACCGCCCCACCGACUGAGUCUGGCCACGGCUCUCAGACGCGGCUGGAUCGACUCUCACAGCGGUCGUCUCAGAAGUGCUUGUGGCGCUGUCUCUCAAGUGAAUCUCUUUGAGGCCGUAGAACAGAGAUUUGUAGACCCUAACUCCAUCAUUGUUCGAAUCAGCGGUGGCGACUUAGACACUGGAAAGUCUGGAGCUUCGAGGACCCGUUAUUAUUCUCUUGCAAGCGUUCUCGAUGCUGCCAAUACCAUAGCUAGAGCAGAAAGGUUUGUAACAGAAUCAAGUUGGAGAAACGAACUGCUGAAAGUUCUCAUGACAAAUAAUGUGAAUGCAGCUGAUGGUGAGGUGUCUGAGAAGAUCUCAUCGGAAGACUACUCGCGUCUCAAGUCUAUCAUCGUACAUCAUGGAAUAAAACACAUAAAAGGAGACAAGAAGAUGAGCCUGGCAAAAAUAACUCUGAAAACAAAACCAAAGAAAGACGAACAACCGAGUGAAAAGCUUUCAGGGGAAAAAAUAAGUCUUGCAAGAGCCAUCCAAGCGGGACGUUUCGAUCCAUCAACGGGGCUCAUCACGACUCAAACGAUGCGACAAGUCACUCUGAAGGAGGCUAUUGAAAUGAAGAUUAUUGACGAAGAGAUAUCUCUGGUUCAAGAUAAACGAACAGGAUACUAUAGAAGUGUAGCCUAUUAUUUGAAUGAUGAGAAUAUUCCCGUAGAAAUUUGGAUUCGUUGGCCAAUGGCUACCCUUUUGGUGACCGAAGAAUUGGAGCCCUUCGGUCGCAGAAGAAUGAGUCAUGGCCAGAGGAUUCCUUACGCUGCAGCACAAGUCCUCAAUUUGAUCAAUUCUCAGAGCAGAACAGUUCUCAAUCCACACACCAAAAAUUAUGUCUCUAUUCUAAAUGCCUUUGUUGAGGGACCACUGUGUGGUCAAAGAACAGUUAUCUACUUUAGAACAUCACAGAAAUAUCUUCCGGUGGGUAAACUAAUCUCAUCGAAUCCAGAAAAUGUUGUGAAUGAACUGUUAUUCAAUCGAUCCUUGUGUAUUGAGCUACAAGAGGAUAUUGGUGACAGUGGCGACAGAACGCCUUCGUCGUCUUACGUAAAUGUUAAGACUUCCGUCGACUCCUUACCAUCGUAUACUGUUAAUACCUCUGUUGAUCUCCAAACUGCUGUUAGCCUUGGAUGGGUCGACAGAGAAACUGGAUUUGUAAAUGAUCCUUACACUGGACAUCGCCUUCUUCUAAGGGAAGCCAUUAGGGCAGGAUUGAUUGAUGCCCAUCGAACAAUUAUUAAAGACCCCGUCACUCGCCAAACUUCCACACUUGAUGUCAUACUGAGAAGUGGGGAACCCAUUAAUGUGCCUUAUGUAAUACAGCUGGCUUGUUCUGAGGAUAACCAGAAAUCAUCAACUCAAACCGUCUCUUAUCAACAUCAAACAUCAUACCUGCUGCCUAUGUCAAAUGACAAGUUGACCCCAACUCCACUGGCAAAUGCAAUCCAGGUUACGAACCUGCCCAAAGGUCAGGAAGUAGGUGACAAUAAACCCUCCAUAGAAGUAGAGCAUCCUCUUGAAAGAAGAGAAAAAACCGGGAGGAAAAUGCCUACUGAAGCUACGGAGAGUGCUGAAGUGGAGGAAAAAAUUGCCCCUGAUACCAAAAAGUUGCGGUCCAAUUUGGCUGAUGCCGCAACUAAAGUAGGAACAGGUCUUGCUGUUGCUCUUGGUGCUGUAGCUGUUAGUGGCACUCUAGCUUAUCAAUCAAUCAAGGAAAAGCUUAAGAGUGAUAAUGCCUCAAAUAGCAAAAUUUCGUCUGCUACAGGCAAAGACGAUCGGCAGAUCACUUCUAGUCAUAAGUCUGAAGGCGGUGCAACUGAACAUCCUGAGGAUUUCCGAAGACCUUUAGUUCCAAAGAGCGACCAAAUCAGCACUAAUUCUGAAGGAGAGGAAGUGAAACUAAGUGACACAUCCAUACUUGAACCUUCUAAUUCAAUUAACAACAGCGAAUUACAGUGUCGUCAUGUCGAAAAGACUGAUUCUUUAAUUGAAAAUCAAAUUAAUGUCAAAAUCACUACUGAUGCAACAAGUUCAGAAAAGGACGAAAAGUUAAUGGAAAACUUGAGGGCAGCUAGUGAAGGACCAAUAAUUCAGGAUCACGAAAACGAACCUUUACACAAACCUGCAGUUUGUGAUGAAACAUGUACUUCGGAAACACACGAUGUCUCUCAUCCAGUGGAUAUGGAGAGCAAAGCAAUAUCGGGACUAGAAAACAGAGAAACAGAGGAAAAUGAUGCAAAGGAGGGUAGAAUAGCCAAAGCCAAAGAUCUUUCACGUCUUACUCUCUUGGCCGAUGGAGGGAUUUCUGAGUUGAACAGUGAAGAUCAGUCUCUUCCUAAAGAAAGUGAAAUGAGAUCUGAGGAAAUAUCUUUGCCAAUGGAAAGAUGGACAGUGAACAGAAGUGCUGAAACUGAGUCAAAAGAUUCAGAACGGACUUCCAUUGACAAGACUCUGUCUAUGACUCAUGAUCCUUUGCACCCAGUCAAGUUUGAAGACACAAUAAAAUGCGAAAAGAUACUCUCGGAAGGUAAAGGUGUGGAUCCGAGUCAAGGAACUUCUGCUACUCUUGAUGCUGAAGAUGUGCAAAAGUAUACGUCUGACAAGGCCUCACCAUUUGCUGAAGGCGACCUGCAACUUGGGAGAACUGAAUGUGAGCAUGAGUCUACUCAAAAAUUAAAGGAAGAAAAGACGGAGUCACCAAACCAGUACAUGAGACCAGCGUUUGAAUCUUUCACAUCUGACAACGGAAUAAAUAUAAUUCAACCGGUUGUGCAGGUCUCCGUGAGCUCAGACCAAAAAAAUCAUGAAGGAGUUGACUCCGAUACCUUGAAGUAUGGAGAAUUGCAGCAUAAAGCUGAAUUAACAAAAGAAAUUGACAAAAUAGAGUCUUCGGCGAUAUCCUGGACGAAUCACAAUGCAUUUGCAGAACCGCUAGAAACGGUUUCUUCUGCAGCUAAAAACGUCAUUGAUAGCAAAGAAUCCAAUGAUGGUGUUAUUACUCAGAAAUCCGUUUUUUCAAACCAACAGUCCCUCUCAAGGCUUGCACAAUUUCCUAUGGAUAAUUUCGAAGACACCUCAAGGAAGCUUAAAAAAGACUCUGGCGUAAAAAGGAUGCUAACAAAUGUCGAAGGUGCUCUAACGGUAGCAGUUGGAGCCCCUGUAGCUGCUGGCAUAAUGGUUUACAAUGCUGUUAAAGAUAACUAUGAAUCAAGUCUACAACCUUCAGAGACACAAAACAAAUCACUGACUAUCAACGAACGCGGACACAUAGACUUAGAAGCGGAUAAUGCUCCCCAAUCUGACACAAAUUUCAAAAGUAAUAAUAAUAAGAGACAAAUUUUGGACGAAAGCAAAGGUUCCUUCCAAAAAGCAAACAAAACUGAAGAUGAUUCAGACGAUCUAUUGGAAGGAGAGGAAUUCGGUUUCGAAAAGCAGCGAGAGUAUUCUCAAUCCCUUAAAAAUGCAGAUGUUCCAGUUGAAUAUACGUCAAUCUCUGUAAAAGAUCGGGAAUUCAAGUCCCCUCAACAAGGCGAGGAGUUACGAACCAAAGAGACUUACGUCGGGGAAGUCAAGUUAGAUGACAAAAAUAACACGGAAGAUAUUCUAAAAGAAAGCCCAAAAGACCCAUCGAAACCAAUUCAAAAUCAGAGGCAAUCUGAUUUGACUCAAAAAGAAAAUUUGAAUGGAUCACAGAAUACAAAGGAAAAAAUUUCAGAAUUGUCCAAAAAUGUGGUAAGUAAACUCAUUUACAACUUAAAUAUUUCUAUUAUCAAUGCUUUUCAUAAAAAUCACAGCAGAUGCUAA
Molecule: messenger RNA, 5493 nt
Organism: Hydatigera taeniaeformis
Lineage: Eukaryota; Metazoa; Platyhelminthes; Cestoda; Cyclophyllidea; Taeniidae
Source: the annotation of a GenBank genome assembly